Molecule: messenger RNA, 3503 nt
Organism: Priapulus caudatus
Lineage: Eukaryota; Metazoa; Priapulida; Priapulimorpha; Priapulimorphida; Priapulidae
Product: TBC1 domain family member 25-like
Exons: 6
Coding region: 78-2546 (822 amino acids)
Biological process (GO): regulation of autophagosome maturation; activation of GTPase activity
Cellular component (GO): autophagosome
Molecular function (GO): GTPase activator activity
Source: RefSeq, a predicted model, not a curated record
GUGACGUCAACAUAACAUGGAGGGCGAAAGUGAAAUAUUUACCCACGGUUUUACAGAUAUUUGAACACAACAUCGUUAUGGCGUGUCCAUUUGAUAUGUCAGAGAGGGAGGCUGUUAGAGUUAGGGUCAAGAAAUGUGAGGGAAAGAUGCAGCCAGAGUACAAGAAAUUUUCAGUUGAUCCACAAAUUACAACGUUUGAAGUACUACAGAGUCUGUUGGCCCGAGCUUUUCAGAUCAGUGGGGACUUUACGAUAAGCUACAUGGCGUUCGAUAAUGCGGGCCAUGAGCUCUAUCUCAGCCUACUGUCAGACUGGGAUCUCGACGCAGCAUUUCUCAGCUCCUCUGACCCAUGUCUGCGAUUAAAGGUUGAUCUCAAGCCUUUUGAAGAAGGUUUGGAAGACUGGGAUGUCGUCUCGCAGAACGAUGCCAUCCCUCGCCAGCAGUUUGCCGUGCCAAACUUCAUGAGGUACAACGUUGACCGGCAGGCACUGGCCGGGCUUACAGGCUCCUUCCUCAAUCAGGUGCGCUACGUGACAAACCUCGUGCGUAAGGACGUGCUGCGCACCGACCGCACGCACGCGUUCUACGCUGGUGCCGAUGACAACAAGAACACGACUGCACUGUUCAACGUGCUGACGACGUACGCGUACGCUCACCCGGCCGUCUCCUACUGCCAGGGCAUGAGCGACAUCGCGUCGCCGCUGCUCGUCACCAUGCGAGACGAGGCGUGCGCAUACGUCUGCUUCUGCGGGCUCAUGCAGCGUCUGCGGCCGCACUUCCAGCUUGACGGCGCCGCGAUGACGCUCAAGUUCCAGCACCUGAGUGAGCUGCUGCACCGCUGCGACCCGCCGUUCUUCGCCUACCUGCGCGCGCAGGGCGCCGACGACCUGCUCUUCUGCUACCGCUGGCUGCUACUCGAGCUGAAGCGCGAGUUUGCGUUCGACGACGCGCUCUACAUGCUUGAGGUGAUGUGGAGCACGCUGCCGCCGGCACCCCCUGACGGCGAGAUUGCGCUCGCUGAUGCCGGCUUUGAGGCGGCGCACGCGGCGGCGGCGGUGGCGGCGUGCGGCGUGAAGGAGAACGCGUACACGCGGCUGCGCGCGAUCCGCCGCCAGACGUCGCUGUGCGGUAGCCCCGUUGUGAAGGACGCGCCGCUCACCGCGCUCUCGCCCGACGCGUGCUGCCUGCAAGGGGGCACCGGCGACGGCGGCGACGACGCGCCGAGCCCGGACGACACGGGUGCGCUGGAGUACCGCAGCCUCACGAACGCGAUGACGCGGCAGCUGCGCACGGAGCUGUCCUCGUUGAACCGCGCCAUCGCCACGGACGAACGAGUCGACGUCGAGUCGUCAGCGUCGUCCGCGGAGGGCGCCGCCGCCGCAGGCGACAUCAUCGUACAUCACCGGAAGGACAGCGACGUUGGAGCGGACGACGGCUCGCCAACCACGGCGCGUCUCGCGUUUGCGACGCUGAAGGUUCGUAUCGAGCGAGACGGCGUGUGUCUCACCGAGGAGACGGCGCCGCCACAUGGGGGCGCCACUAUCGACCAGCCGGCGCUGCCACACGGCGUCGCCAUCGUCGACCAGCCGGCGCUGCCACAUGGGGGCGCCACCGUUGAGCUGUCGGCACAGGAUAGCGUUGAGACGGAGGGUAACGACAACGAUGUCGCAUCGCUGCCUGAGCAUUACGAGUACCUGACUGGAGGCGCCACCGGAGACGUGUCGGACUGUGACGAGCGCGAGACGAGCGUUGACUCGGACAUCGCCGUGCUGCCGCUGCCCGCGACCGCCGCGACGUGGGGCAGCGACGGUGGUGCCCCGGCAAUCGACGUCGCAAACUCGGGUUGCUGGGAGUCGGCGAGCGACGGCGGUGGCAGCAGCAUCGCCGUGCUGUCGCUGCCCGGCAGCCAGGCGGCAAGCAUCACGCGCGACACCCACGACUCACCCUCGCCGCAGCCUCCUCCUCCGCCGCCACCGGCAACCUCCAACCUCCUCCGGCCGUCCUCCCUCAGCAACCUGAAGCGUUUCUUCUCCGACCGGCUACAGGAGAUGGUAUCCCCGAGCCGGCCAGACCCCCCGGAAUUGAUGAACGGUGGUGGCAGCGGCGGCGUCGCCGGUGGGAGCGACACACCGCUGUCACCAGCAUCCUGCGUGUCAGCUCGCACCGAGAUGGGCGUGUCAGCGAACAGCUACGAGUCGUGGAGCGUCGUCGCGGAGGCAGAUGCCGGCGAGGACAUGGAGUUUGCAUCGGUGGCUGGGCCGCGCGCGCUGCCGCCGCCGCACGAGUUUGGCGUCGGCAAUCCGUUCCUGAUGUUCCUGUGCCUGACGCUGCUGCUGCAGCAUCGCGACUACAUCUUGCGCAACCGGCUCGACUACAACGAGAUCGCGAUGACGUUCGAUCGCAUGGUGCGCAGCCACGACGUGCACCGCGUGCUCCACCAGGGCCGCGCCAUGUACGCAGAGUACUUGCAACGCUGGCAGACAAGCACCACGGCCGGCGGCGAGGACAUGGGAGACACGGGGGAGGUCGUUGACCUGAGCGUGUGAGCGAGCGAUUGACGGAGAACAUACACAGCUCGCAGGGAUUGGGGCGGGAGCAGGAGAGAUCACAGACCUGAGCAGGAGAUGUCACAGACCUGCCCAGGAGAGGUCACAGACCUGCCCAGGAGAGGUCACAGACCUGAGCAGGAGAGAUCACAGGAGCGUGGCCGCGAUGGAAUAGUGGAGAACAGAUGCAGACAGGGAACAUAUUUUCUUAUCGCUAGUCUUUCGGCUUAUAUAACGUUUUGAGAGGCACGUUUCGGUGUUAGUUCGAUGUGCACUCCCUACAUUUAUGAACUGGAUGGUAGAAGGGCAUUGCAAUUGAAUUGCAUAGCGACUUCUCCCUCAUGUAUGCUCGCCUGUUAUGUUGGAAUAUAGAUCUGCGGCACGUUUUGGUCUUCAUUUUCAGUUCAGGUAAAAUUCCAUUAGCAGUCUCUGUCAAUUAUUGCCUAGGACAGUAGUUUUCAUAGUUGUGGUGUCGAGUCAGAGUAAAUAAACCAAAGCAUUGUAAGAGAGAUCGAGUUAUUGAUAUUACCUAAGUGAAAGGGCCAAUUUAGUAGUUUCAAAUCCUUUCAGUAUGGAAACGGUGUGUAAUUAAUUUGCCAACAAUGAGCUUUUGUAAAUGAAUAUUUUAGGAUACUGUUAGGGUUGGGAGGUGAUUUUCGGUCGAAAUUUCAAUAUCUACUUUAUUUGAUAGAUCGCACCCAUGGGCAGCUAUAUAUACAUAGAAAUUAUGUAUGUAGCCUACCAAACAGUUCUAAAUCCCCGCAUUAGUUAAUUCUUAACACAGGCGUUCAAUCAUGGGAAAUUUAGAAAAGUGCUAAUAUCUCCACUGUUAGAAAUGCUGAAGUUGCUGAUUUUUCAAACGAUAUUUCUCGAAACUUACAACUCUGAUUCCAAAAAUUGUUGUUACGUUUCUAUGCUAACAUAUCAAAGAAAAAAAGGCAAAAUUUUAUUUGAUAA